UAAUUUGAAUCUACAGAGCGACCGCUGAUCUUGCGUUUGGCUGAUUUUGGUUUUUGUGAAGCCCUGUACGAUAAACGACCAUGAUAUAGAACCACACUCUCUCGGGUAUUAAAGAAAUGCCUUUUCAAAGCAACAGCACUGCCUAUACCCAUUUGCACAACAGAAGUCGAUUGAUAUGUACUUGUUGCAUAUCAAAAUCACAAGUGAGAGGAUACGUUGCUUUCGAUCGAAUUCUAUUUGGAAACGUAUUCACAGAACCGGGGGUUUUCAAGGCUCCCACACUUGAAGGAGGCUCCCAUACACCUGGAUUCGUGAUUGAUGGGAACUUCUCUAACUGGUUCGCAUAUAAAUAUAAGCCGUCGCCUCUGUGGCUGCAUUAUCCUGCGAAAGGUUUACCCGCGGCUAUUCAACGUUAGGGCCAAGGCUUGCUCUCUGAAGCCGGAAAGCCGCCCGGAUCCCUGGCUUGAGCUUUAUAAUCUCGACCGCGACGACUUAUCGUGAUUUAUCCACAAUUAGUUAUUGAUUUUCAAACUUCGUAGUUAGUUUUUUCGUCUUCGAAAAGUUCACAUAACUUAUGGCGCGUCCAAGUGACAAGUGGAGUGGCUUCGCUCACCCUGAGCGCAAAUCCGAGCAAUAUGAGCGAAUGCAAGCGAAUAUCUCCUCCGCGAACUUUGAAUACCUGAAAAGGCGCGCUCUUGAAGCUCGCGCGCGCCAUUGGAAUUUAGUCCAGAGCAUCAGCUGCCAAAUUGAUACCGGGCGAUUUACCUGGGGAUUUAACGAUGUUGUUUUUGAAGUCGCCUUCUCUGACGGCAUGUAUUGGCUCGCUCGAAUCCAGUACGUCGCAGAUGACCCCAACGACCUGGAGGGGGAGAAGACCAGCUCCUUGGGCGAGGUGGCUACGAUGAAAGUUGUUGCAGAGCACACAGAUGUUUGACGACAAGGAGUUUACGAACAAACCAUUCGGGUACCAAAUUCAUGCUGAUGGAAUAUUUGGGGGUCAUGCGUUGGACGAGAUGAUAGCUAUGGCAGUGCCAGUUGCAUCCCGACAAAAGGUCGCCGAACAGUUUGCCAACGUGCUCUUUGAGUUUUAAAGACUGCCCUAUGAUUGCAUCUGCCAUUUUCAGUGCGAUGAUACUGGGCGAUCAAUGCCUGAAGUUGGUUCCUGUGAAUCUGACUGGCUCACCGCCUGCUGGGUGUUGAAGAUGGCGAUUCCACAUGUAAUAAACGAGAAUAGAAUCCGUGGGCCAUUCUAUCUCUGCC
Messenger RNA from Coccidioides immitis RS, 1260 nucleotides. RefSeq lists its product as uncharacterized. The record is from RefSeq and is a predicted model, not a curated record. The transcript has a single exon. Lineage: Eukaryota; Fungi; Ascomycota; Eurotiomycetes; Onygenales; Onygenaceae. The coding region runs from base 575 to 934 and encodes 119 amino acids.